Molecule: messenger RNA, 944 nt
Organism: Selaginella moellendorffii
Lineage: Eukaryota; Viridiplantae; Streptophyta; Lycopodiopsida; Selaginellales; Selaginellaceae
Product: light-inducible protein CPRF2
Exons: 2
Coding region: 113-835 (240 amino acids)
Biological process (GO): positive regulation of DNA-templated transcription
Cellular component (GO): nucleus
Molecular function (GO): transcription cis-regulatory region binding; DNA-binding transcription factor activity
Source: RefSeq, a predicted model, not a curated record
CCAUUCUACAGCCGUCCAUUAACCGACGGCUGCGCGACGUCCACCUGUCCACAAAAGCGCUAGCUACAAGAACCCUAAUCUUCGCUUUUGUCCACAUUUUCACGCAAGAAGAAUGGGCGCUUGGGACGAUGCCGAGGCUGGUGUUGCGGGGAUCUACGGCGGCGGCGCUGGAUCUAGCAAGGAAUCGGCGCUGCCGAGGACGCCGUCGGUGGAUGAUCUGUUUGCCCCAUUGUGGAGAUUGGAGGUCCAGCAGCAGAGCCUAGGUCAGAUCCAAGAUCUCGGCGCAGCGAAUUGGAAGAGCGUCGAUCGCGUCCCCAAAUUCCCAGCCGGGGGCCCAGAGAGGGAUUUCGCUCCCGGUCCGGCUCUUCCAGCUCUGGAUCACUCUGUUCCUCCGUCGACCUCCACCUCGGAAGAGGACCAGCAGCUCCUGGGCGUGGACGACAAGAAGCAAAAGCGAAUGCUUUCCAACCGCGAGUCCGCGCGUCGAUCGAGGCUGAGGAAGCAGCAGCAUAUGGAGGAGCUGCGAUCCCAGCUGCUGGAUCUGCGAGCGCAGAACAGCCACAUUCUUGGCAAGCUGAGCGUGGCAUCGCAGCAGUUCUCGCAGAUCAGCCAUGACAACCAGCUCCUUCGCUUGCAAGCGUCGGAGCUCGGCCGCCAGCUGCAGCGAUUGCAUCGCCAAGCGAGCGUCCAUCACCCGGAUGGGCUUCACGCGUUUGGAUUUGGGACGAGCCAUUUGGAUCCACCGGGCGUGGCUCUGCGACCCAGCUCGCCCCCUCCUCGCUCGGCCUACGCGAUUGUCACGGAUGUUCUCCAGGGAUCAAGCUUGUGCUCGUGAGUAGCUCAUUGCGAUCGAUCGAUCGAUCAAGAAUUUUAAGUUCUUCCAUCGAUGGAAGAACCGAAUUUUCGCCUGUACAUCUAAAAGACUCCUAUUCUUUCGUGCACAA